AAAGAAGUGGAAAACAAGCGUUGCAGAGCAAUGAGCAGAAAGAGGGGAAGAAGGAGCGAGCAAUGGUGGACAGAGUGUUUAUUGCAAGAAUAUGUCGAAUCCUGAAAAUAAUGGUCCCUAGAACACUUUGUAAAGAGACAGGUUAUUUGCUGCUUAUUGCUGUGAUGCUGGUAGUCCGCACAUACUGUGAUAUUUGGAUGAUUCAAAAUGGAACAGUCAUUGAAAGCGCUAUCAUUGGCCGCAGCAGAAAAGAUUUCAAGAAAUACUUGUUUAACUUCAUCGCCGCAAUGCCUGCUAUCUCUUUAGUGAAUAACUUCCUGAAGUAUGGUCUAAAUGAAUUGAAACUUUGCUUCCGAGUAAGGCUUACCAGAUACCUCUACGAGGAAUAUCUUAAAGCUUAUACGUACUACAAAAUGGGAAAUCUGGACAACAGAAUAGCUAAUCCAGAUCAACUCCUUACACAGGAUGUGGAAAAAUUCUGUAACAGUGUAGUGGACCUGUACUCGAACCUUAGCAAGCCCUUCUUGGAUAUAGUUUUGUAUAUCUUCAAGCUAACAAGUGCAAUAGGAGCUCAGGGUCCAGCUAGCAUGAUGGCGUACUUGAUUAUUUCGGGGUUUUUCCUUACACGUUUAAGGAGACCAAUUGGCAAGAUGACUAUUAUAGAACAAAAAUAUGAAGGGGAGUAUAGAUACGUCAACUCACGGCUUAUUACAAACAGUGAAGAAAUUGCUUUUUAUAAUGGAAACUUGAGAGAAAAACAGACUAUUCACAAAACCUUCCGUAAACUGGUGGAACACUUGCAUAAUUUCAUCCUGUUCCGGUUCUCUAUGGGUUUCAUUGAUACUAUCAUUGCCAAAUACCUUGCCACUGUGGUUGGUUACCUGGUUGUUAGUCGUCCAUUUUUGAACCUGGCUGAUCCUCGUCAUCAGAAUAGUACUCAUGCAGAACUUUUGGAGGAUUACUACCAAAGCGGAAGAAUGUUACUGAGAAUGUCUCAAGCUUUGGGCAGAAUAGUGCUAGCAGGCCGUGAAAUGACAAGAUUGGCUGGCUUCACAGCUCGAAUUACAGAAUUAAUGCAGGUUCUGAAGGACUUGAAUAGUGGCAAAUAUCAGCGUACUAUGGUGUCACAAGAAAAAGAUGCAGAUAAAAAGCAAGUUUUGCCUUUGAUACCUGGAUCUGGAGAAAUUAUCAACACUGAUAACCUUAUCAAGUUUGAUCAUGUUCCGUUGGUGACACCUAAUGGAGAUAUUUUGAUUGAAGACCUUAACUUUGAGGUUCGAUCUGGUGCGAAUGUUCUGAUUUGUGGGCCAAAUGGGUGUGGGAAGAGCUCACUUUUUCGUGUUCUUGGUGAGUUGUGGCCUUUGUUUGGUGGGCGUUUAACAAAACCUGUAAGAGGAAAGUUGUUCUAUGUUCCCCAGAGACCGUAUAUGACUCUUGGAACACUCAGAGAUCAAGUUAUAUAUCCAGAUACUUUGGAAGAUCAGAGAAAGAAAGGGAUUUCUGACCAGGUGCUGAAGGAGUACUUGGAUAAUGUCCAGCUGGGUCAAAUCUUGGAACGUGAAGGAGGCUGGGAUAGUGUUCAGGAUUGGAUGGAUGUACUCAGCGGGGGAGAAAAACAGAGAAUGGCAAUGGCAAGGUUAUUUUAUCAUAAGCCUCAGUUUGCAAUUCUGGAUGAAUGUACCAGUGCUGUUAGCGUUGAUGUAGAAGGCUACAUUUACAGCCACUGCCGAAAGGUUGGCAUCACUCUCUUCACUGUCUCCCACAGAAAGUCACUCUGGAAACAUCAUGAUUUUUACUUGCAUAUGGAUGGCAGAGGAAACUACGAGUUCAAGAAAAUAACUGAAGACACAGUUGAAUUUGGAUCUUAAAGUCAUGAACUGAACUGCUACAGAGACUGAUGAUUACAGGAAGUGUGUAGACUGGCAGACGUUGUACAAUAAAACUACUCGGCUUGUUUUUUAAACAAAUUAACUAGGAUAACCCAAAACAAGCUGUUAAGCGUUUAUAUUAUGUAGGAUAUUGCUAAUUGUGUAUAUGUUGGUUUAAUUAUUGAUAUGUACUAAGAAUGUCCUUAUUCUUGUGGUUUAAAAACCUGCCUAAAUUAAAUUGGGCUUAAAUCAGUGUAACCUGAUUCAUCCUGGGAUGCAAACCAUUUGAAAUCAGCUGAUUUGACUUUUGUAGACCUUCUUUCCCUUCGGUGAAAAGCCCUGUUAAAAUUAGGGUUGCUACCUCUCUCGUUCCUGCAAAGCAGUCUUGGAUUUUUGCUCUGUUCUAUGCAUAUUUCUGAGUUAUCUCACACGGUGCAGGACAUUCUCCCAUCUUCAGAUCUGUGCCCUGUUAAAUGAAAGAGCCUUUUCCUUGACCAAGCCUUGUGAUGUAGCCAAUAUGCCCUUGCUGAUAAAGGAUGGACUGAACCUAAAAGACAAAACUAAUUCCUUCUGCUACAAAAAUUAAGCUUGUUCUUUGCUGGGUUUUGGAUUCUCUUUAACAUCUGUCUGUCCAUGCAAUUCUCUCUGCUGCUCCACAGUCCCAUUCUUUCCCAGUUUAGCAAGAGCUUCAUCUAUCCCUCACCCCAAGCUGCCCUUUUUCUGUCGGAGAAAUGCUAUGGUAAUGAAGAGUUGAGAGGAGGCUGAGGGAGGAAAGGACUGACCAAAAAAAAGAAAAAGGGAAAAGAAAAGUGAUGUUCCUUGUAUCAAACAAUCUUGUGCAUGUUUUCAGCUCUGAAGAAAUGAAUGGCUCCCACAAGUAGAAACAGACAAGAAUGUGGGUCCAAUCAUUCUUCUCUUGAAAUCAGUAGGGGUCAGAAUGGACUCAAAAAUGUUAAUCUGUGAAAUAGCAGACUGUUGUCUGUCCUGUGUGCGUUCAGUCCUGCAAUACAGCAGUUGCUUUUUCCAAGUUCCUCUUUUUCUCCCUCUUCAAAAAAUCAGAUCUGAUGGUUUUAGCCACCCUUCAGAUCUGAGUUUGAAAGUAAGUGAUAAUGGUACUUCCUGUUUGGUCUUCUGGGCUGUGAAGCCUAAAAUGAUGCUUUCAUCCUUCACAUUUAUUCUCUUAUUUGUCAUGAGGUUUCUUGAUUUCUGAUACAAAUUAUUCCCCAGUGAUUCUCGCUAUUGUCUAAGGAUCUCUAGUCCCUGUUGGUUUUCUUGUUCCAGCUGCCAAAUGCCCUUGAAGAAACCAAACUCUUUAAAUAGUUUACUGUAAUGGGUUUUUCCAUACAAAUAAUUACUGUGGUUGCCAUACGACUUUGACAAACAUAAAUGCAGCAAGGUGAUUUUUGUGAUCAGGGAGUAGGAAGGUAUAACUCAAACUGAAUCGCUGUUUAGGCUUUAAAACAAAAAUUUACAAUACCUGUUGUACAGAGAAGGUCUAGUAGUUUUUUUAGUGUUCCAUAUAAGGUAGAGUAUAGGAAUGCACUACAUGAAGGCAUGCAUAAAAUAUGCAAUAAACCUGUUCUCUGUGCGUCUUUUAUCAAGGGUUUAGACUAAAAACAAAAACAGCUUUUUAUAAAAUGGAUAUGUACUUGGAUGUUAAUUUUUACCCAAUUUGAUUAGUCAUCAUCUUUCACGUUGAAAUUGCUACCUGUUAAUAUUUUUUAUUUUAUCAUAGUUCUUGCCCAUACCUGUCAGUACUACUGUUCUUUCGUAGUACUCAAACGCAAACAGCUAUCCUGGUAUAAGAAUCUGGUGACUACAGUAGAUUCAUAGUAUGAUGCAUCGAUGAAAAUCAAAAAAGCCUCUCUGAAGUGUAGCAUAUUCAAGAGAAUAUGGUAACAGAAUACAUUUUUGUGCUUGGUCCACAAGAAGGCAAAUAGGUGUCUCACUUUACUAAUUUUUUUUCUGUUCAUUCAGAUUCUCACAUCAGCCAUAACUAGCAGGUAGCAGCAUGCUGUGUGUGAGGUGGUAGUCUUUUUUUUUUUAAUUGUAACCAUGAGAAUAGGGAUGCCAGAUGGCUAUUCUUUUUUUUUUGUGAAAGUUCUCAGCACAAAUGCAACUUCUUUUGGAAGGGAUGUUUUAGUAGCCUUUCAGAGAGACAAAGGAAAAAAAAAUCUCUAAAAUGAGAAAGUUGCUAUUAUCCUUGUGACUAGGGCAGACUUUGCAGUGGAGUAGUGAACUUGGAAUACUUUAGUGUAUUUUUAACACUGACAAGCAAAACCACACACAGCACGCAAAACCACACACAGCUUGCUUAUAUAGCACCCCAGCAGCCAAUCCCAAGGUACUUUACAAUUCAGUUGGUUAAUAACAGGUUUUUGUGUAAUCUCAGAUUUAUUUUAAAAACUAAAACCAAAAAAAUUAAAAAUCCAACUCCAUAAGCAAGGAGGAAUAGGUUUGCCUUUAGAUGCCAUGAAGUUCAUUGAAACUGAGGAUGCUAGUAUCUCCUUAGGGCCAGGACUUAGUGUUUCUAAAUAUACUGGAAGGAAAGAAAAAUAUUCUUCUGCGCUUGAUUGUAAGAGAGGCUUAUAAAGAAAGUAUAAAAAAGAAUGAUGUUUUAGAAUGAUAUUCUUAAAAGGCCUUACAUUAAAGUAUUUUGAGAUAGACUUGGUCUAAUGAAAGAUUGUAAAAAAUCUAAUGAAAACGAUCCAAGUCUCAGUUCUGUUGCAGAAUUGCACUGUGAUACUGUAUUUUAGCUGUUAGGUCUUUUUAAUAGCACAAGUUGGAAGUUUGUAAAUUGGAAUUCUGAGCUAUCUUAGUAAGACAAAGUACUGAUGAAUGUUUUCAGUCUCAAACUGUUGGUGCUUUGAAGAUGGUACUGGUAAUAGUCAGGUGGCUGCAUUUCAACAGUGGUGGGAAACAUUCCUGUGUGUAAAUACUGUAAAGUGCUUUGGAGGGGGAAACGGCGCUAUAUAAAUGUAAGACAUUAAGUGCCUCUGAAAUAAUAAUAAAUCUAAAGAUAAAAUAUAUCUAGGCUUUUUAUGUUUCUUGAUGAUGUGAUUAGGAAUUUUGUAACAAUACAGUGAAUGCAUACUCAACAAAUCUCAAGUUAUUUCAUGAGCCGAUUGACUUGUGUUCAGCUUAUAAAGUCCAUAGUACUGUCCGAAAUUCACCCCGGCAUCGGCCAGAUGAUGCCAUCCAGUUGUAGGCUUAACAAAAAACAUGAGCUCAGUACUUGAAGAUACGUACUUAGAGCAAUUGGAUUAUAGGUGCAUUAAUCUGUUUUAAGUCUGCACUGAUUCUGACCUCUCCCCUCUCUCCUUUGUCCACUGGCCACUUCUUUUCCCUUCAAGGUUAUUGAGUUUUAGAAGGGUGUGGGCCUGAAUAAGGUUAACAUAAUAUCAGUACUUAAUGUGGUAAUUCCUUUGAGUGCUCCUUAUUCUUUGUACUUUGAGGAAAACAGGAUAAUCACUCUCCACCUUUAUUGUAUUUGUGAUUUUUUUAAUGUUUUUCUUUGCUGUGGUAGACAUACCAGCUGUCAGGAUACUUGAAACUCAGAAGCGUUAGAGUGAAACCAAGAUAUGCUUGAAUGAACUGAUUUUAAGGGUCUUCUCCUGUGAUCAGUGUUUUCUAAUGCUAAUUAGUAGUAAUUUUUCCUUCUCUUAGCUGAGAUUAGUUGUGCAACAAGUGUAUUUGUGUAGCAUUCUUAGAGCUAUACAAGCUCUUGGAGCUCUAAAGGGUAGAGCUCCCUUUGAAAGGAAAUUCCUCGACCAAGGAUGCAGUCUAAACGUCAAAGUGUCAUUCAACUUAGCUGAUGAGCUGCAGAGAAAAAAAGGAACUUCUGUGUUGUGGAUGUGAUAUUUAAUACUUUAAUAUUUAGAGUAGUGUGAAGUCUGUUACUUGUUCAACUCUGGGCUCUCGGCUACCCAGUUCAUUCCAAAUGCUUGGUUUGUACGCUUCAACACUUUAAUUCUUCCUUAUGUAGAGGAAAAACAUCAGUUCCUGGAACGGUAGGACUAAAACCAUGGAGCAACAAAUUCAAACUCCUUUUGAAGGAUCAAUCCACCAUCUUUUGAGGAGGUUCGGUAGCCUUGGUGCAGCUUAAUAAAUGAAUGUUUAAUAAAGCUCCAGGCAGCUCUCCCCUCUCAGCAAAAAUUAAGCUUUCUUGACGAAGACUAUGUUGUUUUGGGAGGUGAUGGUGCUUUCUACAGGACUAGCAUGAGACUGGAAAAAACCUGCAAGGUGAACAGAACAUCGCUGUGAACCUUGUCAUCUUCCAUCCCAAGUGCAAAGCACGCUUCACUGCAUAAUGGAGAUAUUUUUUUUUCUUGCCAAAAAAAAAACCCCAGCAGGAAACGUGCACAAACAUCCAACCUACCUCUGAGCCUUGUACUUCUGGGAAAAGUUGGCAGAGUAAGCUACGUCCUAAGCAGUACGCAUGUUGCAGGGAUGUUUCUUGCCCAAAUGCGGCACAGAUAGAGUGGAGUAGACAACACCCUGCUGGACAGCCCAAACAUGAGAUUACUUUAGCACCGUUUGAAAGUGACUUGUGCUGUAAGAAAAUUCGGGGUGUACUGCCCCUUCAUCAGCUCUGUACUGUAUACUAGAGAAGAUGACUAGUGAGAAACAAAGCAGGAUGCAGUGCUACCAUGACAGCUUUUUAAUUAAAUCGCAUCUAGUAUUGACAACUUAAAUGACUUAUUAUGCUUCUGCAGAAUAGGGAGUUCAAUCUUCAUGUUUCUUAAAUCUAUAAAGAAGAAAUAUCCUGUUGAUUAGGACUGGAGAGAAAGAACCAAUUUAGUGACUCUUCCACAGGAUUCAGCUCUUUGCAGACUCGACAGAUACCAGUGUGCCACCUAAUCUUUGGUGUUCUGAAGUGGUCUAGAAAUGUGAGAAAACAUUAAGAUGUCCUGUCAUCAAGACAGGAGUUAAAAAUCCAGUAUUAAAAUUUAUCUAUAAUUGUCAUACAUACUAUGAGAUGUCAUAGAAACGUCCAUGAUAAUGAUCACCUGAACUCCAACUGUGAAAAAUAGUAGGGGGAAAAAGUUAACCGUGGUUUUAUAGAAAAAGUAAACUGCAACUUUUAUUGGUCAAGAAGAAAAUCAACAGUGUGCAAGUUCAAAUUUCUGCUUAUAAAGCUGCUGUUCAAAACACU
Molecule: messenger RNA, 7023 nt
Organism: Aptenodytes forsteri (emperor penguin)
Lineage: Eukaryota; Metazoa; Chordata; Aves; Sphenisciformes; Spheniscidae
Gene: ABCD3
Product: ATP binding cassette subfamily D member 3
Exons: 22
Coding region: 63-1868 (601 amino acids)
Biological process (GO): very long-chain fatty acid catabolic process; peroxisome organization; long-chain fatty acid import into peroxisome
Cellular component (GO): peroxisome; peroxisomal membrane
Molecular function (GO): long-chain fatty acid transmembrane transporter activity; ATP binding; ATP hydrolysis activity
Source: RefSeq, a predicted model, not a curated record